UCUACCGUGUCUAUGUUGAUCUAUCGUACUCAAAUUCAAAUAAACCGAGAUGGACGAUCAUAGGAUAACUCCAGAGUUAAAAUGGCUGUAAAAAAUAGUAAUGUGACACGAUAAAUAUUAUUUAAUUUCAUAUUUUUCAGUCAGGGACGAUUAUCGCUCCGAGAAUGAGUUGCUUUAAAGAGCAAAACCACAGUACGAGUCGGUUGGAGAGCACAGGUGAAUCUUCGGACUGCUACAGCCUCCAUGCAGGCCGGGCCUACGAACCCAGCAUCGAUGGCCCGGGCGACCCCUCCGAUUUAAUCGAUCCCGUUGUGCUGCCUCAUCUUGUCGGCGGAGGUGAUGGAGGGUGGCCUGGCCAAAGCAGGGUGGGGGAACACCCGUGCACCAACUACAUAUUCUACUGCUCUCUACCACCCCACCAUGACCCCGAGGGGUCUCUCCCACAGCGACUUACCCAUCCAGUGUUUCAUUCACUGGGAACCCAGUCUGGACCGUAUCCUUUACUCAACCCCAUGACCGGUCUGGCUAGCAGCGCUCACCCCAACUGCUCCCGUUCGGGCUCCUGGGAAACGGAAGGGGCAGUGCUUUGCGAUAUGACCUCAGGCGAGUUAUAUGAUGCCGUGGCCAGUAUUUGUCCGGAUAGUUUGGGUGACCAUGCCCGAGAGAUCGUCCCCCAACCAGACAAGAUGGCAGACGUCAUCUCUCAAAACCACAUGGACAUCGGCCAGUCUGUGGUGUGUAGUAUGAAUGGAGGAGGACAGGUGGUGCUGCUGAACAACUGUAGCCCAGGUCAGAUGUUCCACUCCUUGGCACCAGCAGCAGGUCACCAGCCCAGCCCUGAGCCCCUCUAUGAAAGCCCAACCUCCAGACGACCCCUAGAUCACCGCCUCUCUCUGGACAUGGGGGUCCGAGUAAGCUCCGGCCAGCUGGGGGCUGCCGUGGUGGGGCAGGCCCCCGCCCCAGGGGCGCCUUCCUAUCUGGGCCUCCAGCCCUCGCCUGUGGGCACACACACACCACUGCCCCACGGGCAGAUCAGCCCGGCCUACGGCUAUGGCCACCUGCCUGGUCACAAUUACUCACAGUACCACCAGGCCGUGUGCCACCAGGCCUUGUGCCCUCUGUACUCGGAUGUCCAGCCUCUGGCCCCUGACUCCCAGCGUGUUGCUCCAGACCCACCAAAGCUUGAAUUAGCGUGGGAUUCCAAAUCAAAGAAGCCUUGUAACUGUACCAAGUCUCAGUGUCUGAAACUAUACUGUGACUGCUUUGCCAAUGGUGAUGUGUGCAGCAACUGUAACUGUGUCAACUGUUUCAACAAUGAAGAUCAUGAGUCUGAGAGAUACAAGGCCAUCAAGAUCUGCCUGGACAGGAACCCAGAGGCGUUCAGGCCCAAGAUUGGCCAGGGUAAAUCAGGAGAGGUCAAAGGUCGUCACAACAAAGGCUGCAACUGUAAACGAUCAGGCUGUUUGAAGAACUACUGCGAGUGCUAUGAGGCCAAGAUCAUGUGCUCUUCGACCUGUAAGUGUGUGGGCUGCAGGAACUACGAGGACAGCCCAGCGAGACGGACUGUCGUCUGGGAUAGUCCUGACACCACCUUCUACAAGAAGGCCAACUGCCAGAAAAACAAGUGUCCUCUGUCGUGCAUCACGCUCGAUGUUGUGGAAGCCACAUGCGGCUGUUUGUUGGCCCAGGCUGAGGAGGCAGAGAAGGAGUUGUACUCUCUGACUCAAGCUGAGAGAAUCAUCCUGGAAGAGUUUGGCCAGUGUUUGACGCAAAUAGUCCGCUCAAUAUUUAAAUCCACCAGCUUGUAGGAGAAAACUGGAUCAAAGACCACAUGUGUGGCUGUCAUAACUAAUUCCUAAAUGUUGCUUAUGCUUUAGAUGUCCUCUGUUUUGAAUGCUUGUCCUUUUUAAUUAUUUUAAAGCAUUUGUAGAUGGCAAAAAGAUUUCUCAUAGAGUUUAUUUUGUUUUUACACUCGCAUUUUUGUUAUUUAUUUAUGAUUUAUCUAUUUAUACAUUUUAACAUAUUCAU
Molecule: messenger RNA, 2028 nt
Organism: Hypomesus transpacificus
Lineage: Eukaryota; Metazoa; Chordata; Actinopteri; Osmeriformes; Osmeridae
Product: protein lin-54 homolog
Exons: 10
Coding region: 165-1808 (547 amino acids)
Biological process (GO): regulation of DNA-templated transcription
Cellular component (GO): nucleus
Source: RefSeq, a predicted model, not a curated record